AACAUAGAAAGGAAGUGGUCGCCAAAUCACGUGAAACCCGCAAAGAUUAGUAAAUAUUUUUCCUAAGAUUAUAAUGCAUGAGGCGAUGACGCAUGGAGGAGGUCGGCGCCAGCAACGGUAGCAAUGCGUCCAGCGAGGUGACUCCCCCGACCCACCUGCCAUGGCAACACGUCAGCCUCAUCACCCUUCUGUGCAUCGUGAUCAUCAUCACCGUGGUGGGAAACACCCUGAUCAUCCUGGCAGUGCUGACAACCCGCAGGCUGCGCACUGUUACCAACUGCUUCAUCAUGUCCCUCUCCGUCGCCGACUGGCUGGUCGGGAUAUUCGUCAUGCCCCCGGAAGUUGUGCGCCUGUCGAUGGCGGGAGCCUGGAAGCUGGGCUGGGCGCUGUGCGAGAUCUGGGUGUCGCUGGACAUCCUGCUGUGCACCGCCUCCAUCCUCAGCCUGUGCGCCAUCAGCGUGGACCGCUACCUGGCGGUCACGCGGCCGCUCACCUACUCGCGCAAGACGCGCUCCAAGCGGCUCGCCAUGAUCAUGAUCCUCGUCGUGUGGCUCACCGCCGUCGCCAUCACCUGCCCGCCCAUCUUCGGCUGGUACGACGCCGAGCACAACAAGCCCGACAUCUGCCGCUACAACCAGAACGUGGGCUACGUCGUGUUCUCGGCCAUGGGCUCCUUCUUCCUGCCGCUGGUGGUGAUGCUGUACGUGUACAUGCGCAUCUCGUGCGUCGUGGCGCACCGCCACUCACAGCUCAACUCGCUGGACAACUCCUCGCAGCGAUCAAGCAGGUUCAUUACCACGAACCAUCAUGAGGAGUCUGAGCAAGACCAUUCCGAGUGUGAGGAUGUCAAUUUGUCCAGCACUUUUCCCAGCAUCGCGGGCGCGGACGGCCCCAGGUUCUCGGCGCAGCACCACCGCCGCUCGCUCCGGUCGCACUACACGUACUGCGCGGCGGCGUGCGGCGAGCAGCACCAGCAGCACCAGCAGCACCAGCGGGGAGCCACGCUGCGCCGCGCGCCGCCCGAGGAGUCCUCCGCCAGCCGGGUGUCGUCCUUCCGCCAGGAGAGCAAGACCACGCAGGUGCUGUCGGUGGUGGUGGGCGGCUUCGUGGCGUGCUGGCUGCCCUUCUUCGUGGUGUACCUGCUGCAGCCGUUCCUGCCGCCCGGCGCAGUGCCGUCGCUCAUCAUGGCGUUCCUCGUGUGGCUGGGUUGGAUCAACUCGGCCAUGAACCCAUUUAUCUACGCGUUUUACAACCCAGACUUUCGGAUUGCGUUCUGGAGGCUGACGUUUCGUCACUGCUUCAAGUCGCGGAAGCCAAUGGACCCUGCCCUGCAGCGACACAAGUAGCGCGCAUCGACACUGCCCCGCCAGCACUCCCGUCUGGCCAGUUCCGGCGCCGUUUGUGAAGUGCGCGGUUCACACGGGACCUCGAGAAACUAUCGUGAUACUGCCCUUAGGACAUUGCUGUUGGUUCAAUUCAGAAAUCAUUCCAAAAAUUUUCUUUUUCUAUUUCACUUUUUACAAAGAGAUGCUGAGAAAUUUUUUUUGUAGUAGCUUGUAGAACUUUCUAGUCAUAUUUUAAAGCGAAACAUCAAUGUAUCAAUUAGGUACAAUAACCUACCUACUACAGUUUCGCGUCACUUUUAUUGUAAGAAUUUUUGAUUGUAUCAUACUGGUUUGUAUAUAAACUGAAUAAAAACUAUACAUAUAAGAUA
Messenger RNA from Bacillus rossius redtenbacheri, 1714 nucleotides. Its product is annotated as octopamine receptor 1-like. Gene Ontology annotation, molecular function: alpha1-adrenergic receptor activity. NCBI's taxonomy places the organism in Eukaryota, Metazoa, Arthropoda, Insecta, Phasmatodea, Bacillidae. Bases 93 to 1346 code for a protein of 417 amino acids. The transcript has 8 exons. Gene Ontology annotation, cellular component: plasma membrane. Gene Ontology annotation, biological process: phospholipase C-activating G protein-coupled receptor signaling pathway; adenylate cyclase-activating adrenergic receptor signaling pathway; positive regulation of cytosolic calcium ion concentration. The record is from RefSeq and is a predicted model, not a curated record.